Tripterygium wilfordii is the source of this 777-nucleotide messenger RNA. Its product is annotated as aspartyl protease APCB1-like. The record is from RefSeq and is a predicted model, not a curated record. Bases 1 to 777 code for a protein of 258 amino acids. Gene Ontology annotation, biological process: proteolysis. The transcript has 7 exons. Gene Ontology annotation, molecular function: aspartic-type endopeptidase activity. NCBI's taxonomy places the organism in Eukaryota, Viridiplantae, Streptophyta, Magnoliopsida, Celastrales, Celastraceae.
AUGUACAAUUAUAUGAAUAUAAUUUGCACAUCAAUACUGGUGGUGACCUCACUUGGGUCAAUACAGAUACUUGUGUGGUUAUCAAAGCCUCAAGAAGGCCUAUACAAGCCACCAAAAAAUAGCAGUGUGCAAUGUCAGGAUUCUUUAUGUGUUGCUAUCCAAAGAAAGGAACAUAAUUGUGCAAACCCAACUGAUCGAUGCGAGUAUGUUUUGCAAUAUGAUGAUAAUAGUUCCACUCAUGGUUAUCUAGUUAGAGACCAUUUUCAUCUACGACUUUUCAAUGGCUCUAUCAUUCAUUCACCUUUGGUAUUCGGGUGUGGAUACAAACAAACGGAAGAUUUUGAUGGGGUUGGAAUUGUUGGUCUAAGUAGGGGUCCGAUUGACUUCUUGUCACAAAUGCAUUCACAGGGUUUAAUACAACAAGUGGUUGGCCACUGUUUAAGUAGUAGAGGAGGUGGUUUUUUGUUUCUUGGAGAUGAUCUUGUGUCUCUUUUAGGAGUUUCUUGGACGCCUAUGACAAACAAUUAUGGAAAUGGCUACUUAUCAGGACCAGUGGAGCUCUUGCUUGGUGGAAGUUCAACUCAAAACUUAACCUUGAGCUUCACAGAUGUACCAAACGUUGAGCUAAAUUUACCACUCCAAGCUUAUCUCAUACUUGUAAGAGUAAAUAGGUGCUUGUCGAUUUACGGUGCUGAUCAAGCAGAGCUAGAAUAUCCAGAUGUAAUAGGAGGAACUGCCAUAUGCCGCAUGGCAUUAACCAUUCUCAGAACAAACUGA